AUUAUAAUGAGCACAGUGACAAAUGAAUCAAAAAAGAAGGAAGCUAUUGAUAAGGCACUUAUAUAGUAGCAAAGAGAACAAUUAAAAUAGACAGUUUUAGAAAGAUUUAUAAAAGAUUUCGGUAAGAACAACAAGAGCAAAAUAUAAGUAACUUACAAUUUAGAGAAUAGAUAAUAACUCAAAUAGUGAACGAUUAUUUUACAAAAACUAGAGUCACUGAUGUAACUUUGAAAACUCUAAAAUAAUAAGUUUAAUAGGCAAUUCAAAAUGUAGGAUCCACAACAUAAUCAUAGGCUGAAAAAUCAAUAUAGGAAUCAUAAGGUAUUAAUUAGAAGUGAAUAAUUUAAGUCACUUAAUAAUAGUAAGUACAAGCUGUUCCAUAAUAGAAACCCGCAAGCAGUUAAUCUAGAAAAUCAAAUUAAUAGCAUUAAUAACAAUAAUUACAAUAAUAAUCAUCUUAAUAUAACUAAGAUGCACAUUCAGAAAUAUCAUCAAAAGUAUCUAUUUAUAAUUAUUGUGUAAUAAGGCUCCAAAAUCAGUAUAUAUGAUGGAAGGUGAUGAAGAUGAUGAAUGGGCUACGUUAGUUAAGUUUGAUACUGAAUUAUAUAAAAAAGAAAAGGAACUAGAAAAUGUGAGAAAGUAAGAAUUUAAAAAGAAGAUAAAAUCAGAAUUAGAUAGAUAAGUAAAUGAAAAAUAAAAUAAAAAAUGUGAAGAAGUUUAAGAUGAAGAUGCAUAUGUUAAAUUACAUCAUUAUCAAUUAAAUGUAUAUGAUUAAAGAGAAAAAGAAAAAUAAGACAACCUUAAAAGUAAAAUAUAUAAUGAAAAAUUAUAAAGAGAUAAAUAAGUUAGAGAUGAAUAACAAAGAAAGUAUAAAAAUAUGAAAUAUAUUAUAUAGAAAAUUAGAAUAAAGAAAAGAGAAAGAGCUCGAUAGUUUACUUGUUAAAAAGAUUAGAGAGGAAUUAGAAUUAGAGUAGAAAGAAUAAUUGAAUAGAAGAAAUAAAGAGAGAGAAAGAUUUUUAAGAAUGAUGAAAGAAAACGAAGAAUACAGAAAAAAAGCAUUAGAGGAUGCUAAAUUAGAAAAAGAAGCUGAAACUUAAAUGUAAUAACAAUACAUUAAUUUGUAAAAUUAAUUAGAAGAGUAAAGAGAUUUGGAAAGAAAAUAAAGAGAAGAAAAGAUGAAAAAAGUAAUGGGGAUGUUUGCUGAAGGUGUUGUAAGAGAUUAAAAAGAAUUGAUUAAAUAAGAAGAUGACAAAAUGUUAAGAAAUAUUUUGACUUAAAAUGAAAGAGAAAAAAUUGAAGAAGAGAAGAAAAAAAUGAAAUAGCUAGAUUAAAGAUAAUAAUUAAGAUAAUUUUUAAAUUCUUAAAUAGAGGAAAAGAAAAGAAAAUAAGAAGAGGAAGAAGAGUUAAAUAAGAGGUAAGCUGAAAUUUGGAAAUAAGAUUUAGAUAAUUAUAAUGAUCAUGAGAAAAAAAAAUUUGAAGUAUUUAUUUUAAAUUAAUUAAUUUUAAGUAUAUAAAAGAAGUAAAUUUAAGACAUGCAGAUAUAUUAAAAAGUUAGAUUGAAGAAAAACAAGGUAAAAUUAAAAAGAAAACUAAUAAAAUGAACACUGCUGAAUUAUUAUAAAAUAAAGAUAAACUUAAAGUUAUUGCAUAAGAAAUUCCAGAUCUUGGAGAAAAAGUAAAGAAAAUUGAGAUUUGAUUUAUCAAAAAUAAAUAUACG
This is a messenger RNA of Paramecium sonneborni, 1717 nucleotides long. The record is from the annotation of a GenBank genome assembly. NCBI's taxonomy places the organism in Eukaryota, Ciliophora, Oligohymenophorea, Peniculida, Parameciidae.